AUGCGUCGCGUCGUCGUGACGGGUCUGGGCGCGGUCACUCCCCUCGGCGUUGGUGUACGGCAAACAUGGAAACGUCUACUAGAUGGCCAUUGUGGCAUCGUCAAUGUAGUUGACCGCGAUGAGCGCUUUCGGGAUAUCCCCUCGCAGAUUGCAGCUGUUGUGCCUCGGGGGAAAAAGGAAGAUGGGGCGUGGACGGCGUCAGAAUGGUUGAGUCGUGGGGAUGAGCGUGUCAUGGCCAAGUUUGCGCAAUAUGCUAUGGCUGCUGCGGAGGAGGCUCUUGGAGAUGCGGGUUGGAAACCGACAUCGUUUGAGCACAAAGAGGCUACUGGAGUCUGUCUUGGCUCAGGCAUUGGCAAUUUCGAGGAGAUGUACGAUACAGUCGUUGCGUAUGAACAAGGGGGCUACAAAAAAGUCAAUCCAUUAUUCGUCCCGAAACUAUUAAUCAACCUCGGUGCUGGACAUAUCUCCAUGAGAUAUGGGUUCAUGGGCCCCAAUCACGCUGCAACAACAGCUUGUACAACAGGCGCCCAUUCCAUCGGCGACGCAUCACGGUUCAUCGCCUGCGGCGACGCCGAUGUCAUGGUUGCCGGCGGCGGCGAAUCUUGCAUUCAUCCCCUAGCUAUUGGCGGGUUCGCUCGUGCGCGCAGUCUAGCCACGGAUUUCAACGAUAACCCCGAGAAAGCGUCAAGGCCAUUUGAUGCAGAUCGUAAGGGCUUUGUUGUUGGUGAAGGUGCAGCUAUGUUGGUUCUAGAGGAACUGAAUCACGCUCGAGCUCGAGGUGCCCAUAUCUACGCCGAACUGAAAGGGUACGGCUGCUCUGCUGAUUCACACCACAUGACCGCCCCGAAAGAAAAUGGCGAGGGUGCAUUCAUGGCUAUGAAGAAAGCAUUGAAGCAAGCCCAAUUGACCCCGGGAGAGAUUGACUACGUCAACGCCCACGCAACAUCAACUAUAAUCGGGGACGCCGCCGAGAACGCAGCAAUCAAGACCCUCCUCCUCGGCCCGGAAGGUAAACAGAAACCCGCAGACAUCAAUGUCAGCAGCACCAAGGGCGCCGUGGGCCAUUUACUCGGCGGUGCUGGAGCGGUGGAAGCUGUGUUUAGUGUGAUGGCUAUUCAGGAUAAUGUGAUGCCACCUACUAUCAACUUGGACCGGUUGGCGGAUGGAUUCGAUUGCAAUUAUGCGCCGAAUGAGUCGCAGGCGAGGAAGAUUGAUGUUGCCUUGACGAAUAGCUUUGGGUUUGGGGGGACGAAUAGUAGUCUUUGUUUUGCUAGGCUGAAGUGA
Penicillium subrubescens is the source of this 1284-nucleotide messenger RNA. Its product is annotated as putative beta-ketoacyl synthase (Cem1). The transcript has 8 exons. The record is from RefSeq and is a predicted model, not a curated record. Gene Ontology annotation, molecular function: 3-oxoacyl-[acyl-carrier-protein] synthase activity. The coding region runs from base 1 to 1284 and encodes 427 amino acids. NCBI's taxonomy places the organism in Eukaryota, Fungi, Ascomycota, Eurotiomycetes, Eurotiales, Aspergillaceae. Gene Ontology annotation, biological process: fatty acid biosynthetic process.